Molecule: messenger RNA, 1437 nt
Organism: Drosophila obscura
Lineage: Eukaryota; Metazoa; Arthropoda; Insecta; Diptera; Drosophilidae
Product: nardilysin-like
Exons: 4
Coding region: 1-1437 (478 amino acids)
Molecular function (GO): metal ion binding
Source: RefSeq, a predicted model, not a curated record
AUGCAGCAUCUGUCCGAAGUGAUCGGCCACCUCAACAGUUUUAAAUUCUAUCUAAUGAUUACAUCGCAAAAUCCGUACAAGGGCUUUCCCUUUGACAAGCAGGAGGAGUGGUUCGGCACCAAAUACACCACUAUACCCAUGCCUCCAAGGUGGAAGCAGCUGUGGAUCGAAUCGAAAUCGAAGCGCAUGGACGAGCUCUUUCUGCCCGAAGCCAAUCCCUUUGUGGCCCACGACUUCAAAAUGUUCUGGAAUGAGCAGGGCAAACCCAAGCAGCCGCCUUACCCCAAGAGGUUGGUCAAGACGGACACCUGCGAGCUGUGGUUCCGACAGGAUGACAAAUUCAACCUGCCCCACGCCUGCCUAUGCUUCUUUUUUAUCACGCCGCUGCUGCGACAGAGCGCAAAGAAGAAGCUGGAACUCGCCGAAAAGGCCAAUCUCAACUGCCGAUUCAGGGUUAGCGACAAUGGUUUGAAGCUAUUUCUGAGCGGCUACAAUGAAAAGCUCCAUCUGAUUGUGGAGGCCGUUGCCCAAGGUAUGGUCGAUGUGGGUGCCACCCUCAAUGCAGAUAUUCUUACUGCCUACCGCGAGAACCAGCGCGAGUACUACUUAGCAAGUGAGCUGUACAUCAAGGCCCUCAUACAGGGCAACUACACGGAGGAGGCAGCUCACAAGUUGCUCAAUGCAGUGCUCAGCCGUCUUAAGUGCCAGCCCAUUGGGGAUCGUCGGCUCGUGGAGAAUCGGAUCGUGAAGCUUCCACAGGGCAGCCACGUGAUCCGCUGCUACGCCCCAGGCGUGCACACUACAACCACAAAUAUAACGAACUUUUACCAAUUCGGAGCGAACUCUUUACGGGUGGAGGUCAUACUCGACCUCAUGUGUACGAUCUUCGAUAGCCCGGAAUUCUGUACGGAGGAACUCACUUGGACGAGACUAUUGCAAGAGACAGUGUCAAAAAAAUGGAUAAAGACCUCGAUGAAUUUCGCCGCCAGGGUUGGAUGUUGGAUGUUUUUCAAGCUAAUAGAUGACGAGACCUAUGCAUCCAUGAAAGACCAGCUUAUCCAUGGAAUGCUUGCCCUUCCACAUACUCUGUUGCAUGAGGUGCGUAGAAAUCUUGGCGAGAUCAUCGGCGGGAACUAUAUCUUCGGUCGUGCCCAGAAGAAGGCGGAUGUUUUGCGCACCCUAACCAAAGCGAACAUCAUAAGCUUCCUGAACGACACGGAAGGCACCAAUUUCCGCAAACUGUCGGUUCAGGUCAUUGGGCAUGGGAAGCCGUCAAAUCUCUUAAACCAGAACCCUAAUGACAAUGAGUUGAAAAUUGUAUUCCUGCCACAGGACGGAGACGGAGAAAUGCCUACCAUUGUCGACAUUUACGAUUUCAAAAGCGGUUUCGAGAUUUACCCCAACCGCAGCGAGGAACCAGCUGUGGAAGGAAACUAG